UUGCAUUAGUUACUUCCGGUUCAGUAGUAUAAGAGAAUACCUUGGAUUCGUUUGGAAAGCCAUACGUGACUGACUGUGCUUUCUGCUGCCGAGAAAUUUCAAAUUAAAAAAGAUGCUUUCAGAAUGCAGCUCAUUUUUGAAGGGUGUGAUGCUAGGAAGUACCGUGUUUGCCUUGAUCACAAUACUUGGACACAUUAGACUAGGUCGCAGAAACGGAAUGCACGACCAUGAGCAUCAUCACCUGCAAGCUCCUAACAAAGAAGAAAUCUUGAAAAUGUCAGAAGCUGAACGCGUGGAACUCAGUAACAGCUUCCGGGUAUACUGUCUCGUUCCUGUCACCCCCAAAGAUGUGAGUCUGUGGGCCGCAGUGAAGGAGACUUGGAUCAAACACUGUGAUGCAGCAGAGUUCUUCAGUUCUGAACGUGUUAAAGUUUUUGAGUCUGUUGCUGUGAAUGAGAGCGACACCUGGUUGAUGUUGAGAAUGGCUUACAUAUAUGCCUUUAAUAAAUACAAGGACCAAUAUAAUUGGUUCUUUCUCGCAUAUCCCACUACAUUUGCUGUAAUCGAAAACUUAAAGUAUUUUUUGUUAGGAAAAGAUCCAUCACAACCUUUCUAUCUAGGUCAAACUGAAAUUAAAGGAGGCCUUGAAUAUGUGCGUCUUGAGGGAGGAGUUGUCUUAAGUAUAGAGUCGAUAAAAAGACUCAACCACCUUCUCACUGUCACUCAAAUGUGUCCGGAAGAGGAAAGACAGAUUUGGAAAAUGACUGAAGAAGUGCUGCUUGCUCUCUGUCUGAGAAAUGCAGGAGUGUUUGCAGAAAAUGCUGAAGAUGAUGAAGGAAAAAAUUUAUUUAAUACCAAAACUAUUGGGAUGUUUAUUAAAGAAGCAAUUACUGAUUACCCGAAUGAUAUAGUAGGUGGAUGCUGUUCUGACAUGGCCAUUACUUUCAGUAGACUGACUCCUGAUCAGAUGCAUGUGUUGAUGUAUGGGGUGUACCGUCUUAGGGCAUUUGGACAUAUUUUCAGUGAUGCUUUGGUUUUUUUACCCCCAAAUGGUUCUGACAACGACUGAAAAAAGUAUGAGUCCGUACUUGACAACCAUAGAAGCCAUGUUAGCGGGAGUAAUAAUAUAACCAACAGAGGAGCAUGCCUCUUUUCUGGUCUAGUCAUAUUGUGUCAUCACACAUUGAAGUUUAGUUUAUAUCCUUAAAUGAUAUGUUAUUUUUCCCUUAAAGCACUUGGAAUAUUUUUUUACAUGUUAUAGAUACAUGCUUUAAUAAUAACAACAGU
Peromyscus maniculatus bairdii (prairie deer mouse) is the source of this 1287-nucleotide messenger RNA. Its product is annotated as C1GALT1-specific chaperone 1-like. The record is from RefSeq and is a predicted model, not a curated record. NCBI's taxonomy places the organism in Eukaryota, Metazoa, Chordata, Mammalia, Rodentia, Cricetidae. Gene Ontology annotation, molecular function: N-acetylgalactosaminide beta-1,3-galactosyltransferase activity.